Messenger RNA from Manihot esculenta (cassava), 2604 nucleotides. RefSeq names its product terpene synthase 6, chloroplastic. The transcript is spliced from 13 exons. Gene Ontology annotation, biological process: diterpenoid biosynthetic process. Bases 45 to 2396 code for a protein of 783 amino acids. Gene Ontology annotation, molecular function: terpene synthase activity; magnesium ion binding. The record is from RefSeq and is a predicted model, not a curated record. Lineage: Eukaryota; Viridiplantae; Streptophyta; Magnoliopsida; Malpighiales; Euphorbiaceae.
ACCAUAUCAAUAUUCAUAACUCUCUCUCUCUCAAGCAAAAUAAUAUGAUGCUCUCUUGCUCAGGCACUCUCAAGAUUGUUCUUGCACAAACCACAAAAGGCAAGGCAGAUUCACAAGAUCCAUUCCUACGAUUGCUGAAACAAAAGCAGCCUAAUGUAGUCAGUGUAAAAACUCCACUUGGAAAAAUCAGAGAUUUGUUGAAGAAUGAUGAGAUCCAGUUACCAGUUUCCUCUUAUGACACUGCUUGGGUUGCGAUGGUACCCUCCAAGGAUGGCUCGAAGCAGCCUCUUUUCCCAGAAUGCCUCAACUGGAUUAUGGAGAAUCAGCAGCCUGAUGGUUCAUGGGCUCUUGACCCUACUCAUCCUCUCCUUGUUAAAGACUCACUCUCUUCCACACUUGCCUGUCUGUUAGCUCUCCACAAAUGGGGUGCAGGCGACCAACUUGUGAAUAAAGGUCUAGACUUCAUCGCCUCUAACAUUUGGGCCGCCACUGACCAGCAUCAACUUUCUCCUCUUGGCUUCGAUAUAAUAUUUCCAGGCAUGAUUGAGCAUGCAAGAGAUGCAGGCUUGAAUCUUCCUAUCAACGACUCUUCGAUAGAGGAAAUGCUUCGCAAGCGAGAUUUGGAAAUUAAAAGCUUCCAAGGCGAGAUAAACAAGCUUGCAUAUUUUGCAGAGGGGCUGACUCGGUUAAAUGAUUGGCAAAAGCUUAUGAAAUAUCAAAGCAGUAACGGCUCGCUCUUUAAUUCACCAUCUGCAACUGCAGCUGCUCUGACCCAUAUUCAUGAUGAAAAAUGUUUGGAUUACUUGCACUCCCUGGUGACAAAAUUCGACAAAGCAGUUCCUACCAUCUAUCCCCUGGACAUCUAUUCUCGUCUCUAUAUGAUCGACAGUUUGGCAAAACUGGGAAUAGACAGACAUUUCACCGAAGAAAUAGCAACCACACUAGAUGACAUAUACAGAUCCUGGAAGCAAGGCAAUGAAGAAAUAUUUUCAAACCCUGGAUGUUGUGCCAUGGCAUUUAGGCUACUACGGAUGAACGGCUACGAAAUCUCUUCAGAUCCAUUGGAAAAUUUUGACAAACAAGAGAAUAUGUUGAAUUCAGUGAGUGAUGUAAAGUCUGUUUUGGAGUUAUAUAAAGCUUCACAGAUGACAAUAUUUCAGAAUGAACCUGUUCUGGAAAGAAUUUAUGCAUGGACAAGCACCUAUCUGGAAGAGAAAGCAGCAAGUGCUGGGGAGAUUCAAGACAAGAGUUUGCAGAACGAUGUGGAUUAUACUCUUAAACAUCCGUAUGCAAAUCUGGAAAGAAUUGAAAGCCGUCGUUAUAUGGAGAAUUACCAUCUAGACAACGUUUCACUUCUUAAAACAUCUUACAGGUGUCUCAAUAUUGAUACAAGAGAUCUCUUAACGUUUUCAUUCCAAGAUUUUAAUGAGUGUCAAGCCAUGCACCGCAAGGAACUAGAUUAUUUGGAAAGAUGGAUGAAAGAGUAUAAUGUGGGAAAAUUGGAGUUUGCAAGACAGAAGGUAGCAUAUGCCUAUUUUUCUAUUGCUGCGGUCCUUCCUCAUCCUGAAUUCUCUGAUGCUCGCAUCUCAUGGGCUCAAAACACUGUUCUAACAACUGUUGUCGAUGAUUUCUUCGACUUUGCUGGUUCAAUGGAGGAACUAUUAAACCUCAUUGAAUUGCUUCAAAGAUGGGAUGAGCACUCAGCUGUUGGGUUCAUGUCAAAAGAUGUGGAGAUCCUCUUUUAUGCAAUUUAUGGCACAACCAAUGAUCUAGCUGAGAAGGCCAGCAAACAACAAGGGCGCUGCGUCAAAAAGCACUUGAUUGAUAUUUGGAUCACUCUGCUGAAUACAAUGUUAAAGGAAGCAGAAUGGGCAAGGAACAAACUAGUGCCAACCAUGUAUGAGUACAUGACAAAUGCAUAUGUAUCAUUUGCCUUGGGACCUGUUAUUCUCAUAUCACUUUAUUUCUUGGGCUGCAAGCUCUCUGAACAAGUUGUACAAAGCCAGGAGUAUGAUAAUCUCUUCAUAAAUGUCAGCAUAAUUGGGAGGCUUCUAAAUGAUCUAGUAACUGUUAAGAGAGAAGGCGCACAAGGGAAAUUGAAUGGAGCAUCAUUGCCAAUAAUACACGGGCGUGGGGCUAUAACUGAAAAGGAGGCUGAAGAAGAAGUUGAAAGACUGAUAGAGAGCCAUAGGAGAGAAUUACUGAGGAUGGUGCAACAAACAGAAGGAAGUGUAGUUCCUAAAGUUUGCAAAGAUCUGUAUUGGAAGAUGAGCAAGAUCUUGCACCUCUUCUACAUGGGUGAUGAUGCCUAUUCAAGUCCACACAAGAUGGUUGGUCCUGUGAAUGCAAUUGUCAAUGAACCAAUCCUUCUACCCCCAUACUCAAAACUGGAUUAAAUUUAUAAACCAUAACCAUGAUUAGAGUAUGUUCUUCGAAAUUCUCUUAUAAGUUUCUCCAAACUUAUAUGUGUCAAUAAGAGUUGUAUGCAGUUAUGAGAUCUAUUAUACUUGUAGGAAGAGAACUGAAUUAUAGAAUAGAUAUCAUAAUGGAAAUAUGUACAAGUUAUAUAUUAAAGAAUUUGAAAGCGGGCUCUCUUUUUGGAAA